Carassius gibelio (silver crucian carp) is the source of this 4024-nucleotide messenger RNA. RefSeq lists its product as uncharacterized. The coding region runs from base 87 to 3566 and encodes 1159 amino acids. NCBI's taxonomy places the organism in Eukaryota, Metazoa, Chordata, Actinopteri, Cypriniformes, Cyprinidae. Gene Ontology annotation, cellular component: postsynaptic density. The transcript has 3 exons. Gene Ontology annotation, biological process: inhibitory postsynaptic potential. The record is from RefSeq and is a predicted model, not a curated record.
UCUCCUUCUCUUUCCACCUCAGGUGCUCCAUAGUGGUCAAAUGCAUUAAUUUCCACUCAAGUCUGCCUGGACCAGUUAUACUUGAGAUGGGUAGACGGGCAGCUGAUCACACCACUCCAGUGCCAGUUCUAGGAGAGCCUGCACUUGUAGGAACACGCAUUUGGAGGAGCGUGGCAAAUGGGACCAGUAGUAUGGCUGCCCUGACACUGUCUCAUCACUGUAAUGUCGGUGUGCAAACAUCACCUGCAAUGAGAAACAACCAACUUCAGCUAAACGGCAAACAUGUGGAUGCUUGUAGAAGUCGAUCAGAAAAUAAAGUGAUCAUCCCACCUAAUGGCCACAUCCCAAACAAAGCUGGUAAAAAGGAGGAUAAUGGGAAAGAAAAAACGAAAAGUAUAAUUUCUAAACACAAAAGUCUGGAGGCUAAAAUAAAAAAGGGUGUGACUUUUGAGGGAUUGGAGAGGGAUAUUUAUAAAAACAUUAGGGAAGGAAUUCAGUGCCAUAAUUGUGCAACCAGAACCAGUCCUCCAUUGGGUGUGGAUAACAGCAAGUUAAAACAAAGAAGGAAAUGUCACUUCACCAAUGGGAGCGUGGUUGACUCAGAGGUAAUAGGUGGGAUCAGCAGUGAAAGCUGUAAAGGGGAGGAGUCUACCACAGGAAAGAAAAAAAUGUUACCUACUCACUCACCUCCUCACAGACCUCCUGUGACCAUCUGCAGCACUUGUGGAGGAAGACAGAAUCCAGCACCUCCUGGACUCUACAGCCAAAUAAGGAUGAUUACACAGCCAACUUCUGCAGGUUCUCUGGGACUCCAGUCGAGACAUUCAUCCCCUCUUUACCCUAGGAAUGACGUGCAGGAAUGCACGCAGAUAGGAAGGCACACCAGCUGCAGUGCUACACAGUCAGACCAGCACCUCAUGAGUCCUAACCUUCAUCCUUAUCUCAACAUGAAUAUAAACAAGGAAUGGCCAUUAUCUCUGCUGCCUGCUCAGCAGAGUGAGGAAUCAAACCUCACUAAUCAUCACGCAGUCAAGGGGGAAUCUAGUGCUGACAUACACAUUAAUCAUACCAGUCGCUCAUCGGCUCUAAACACACACAUUCUUACUGUUACCGUGAAAGAGGAUAGAGCCUCAACAAAGGUCUUAAACACACACUUGAACGCUCACAAACCUCACAACUCUUGUCCCCGCAGACCUCCUGUGACCGUCAUCCCUCCACAAACACACAAAAACAGCCUGACAGAGAAACUAGAAGCCACACAGGUGACAAAUGCCAGAACACCACACACAAACACUCACUUUAGAUCAUCUCACCAGCCACACCCUCAUGAGAAACAACCAACUCAAGGAAACCAAGUCGCACCUACACACUCAGAGUCCCCCCAGCCACAAAAUGAAACACACAUCAGACAUUUGCAGACUACUAUGAAACAACAAAUGUUCCCCCAAACUAGCACACCACAGAAAUCCAAUGCACUUUCGAAAUGCCCACGGUUAAAUCAGACAAGCACACUUUCAAAAUCCCCUGCCUGUUUUAAUUUACAUCCAAACGUUAAACGCCAAAGUUGUGUGAAUGAAGGUGUCGUAUCCUCCACUGCUUCAAACAUUCACAGACCGCUUCAAUUCCCUAAUGGAUUAGAGUCCAAGUUUGACACGAACACUAAACCAUCAAUGUGCUCACACACAAAUUUCGGCAUUAAACCUCAAAGCGGGACGCAAAUCUGUGCUGACACGGAGUCAGAAUCCUCACCCUGUGAUUCACGGUCGCAUUCUGCACUGGUGACACACACACAUAAACUCUCAGGGCCUCACGGUGAACCACGUCACGCAUCGAUACACAAAGGCACUUCUUCGCCUACUGACACGCACAUGGAGGCUUCCCACACAUCCACAAAGCGAACAAACACCAGUGGAACAUCACUGCAGGAUAUAUCUCUGCAUAAAGACACGCUGUCAUAUCCUUAUCGUGAGUCAAAAAGCCAAAAUGACACUCGUUUGUUUUCACAUGCCCCAAAUAUGUCAACCCAUCACAAAGCAACACUUACGACACAAACAAUCAACCAUCAGAACCUCUCAAAUUCAUUUACCGCCACUCAAACAGAGGUGGAGGUGCAUUCGUACACCAAAGAACGUUCUCAAACAAGCCCCGGGGUCAAAGCAGCCUCACACGCUUUGUGUGUUCAUUCGAAAACGCCACGUAGGCAGACAGAGCCUACGGUUUUCAGACACUGUGUCCUGAAUCAGCUUAAUAAUGACACUCUUGAGUCCUCAUUACUAGCCAUCUCUUCCACUAGGGCUUUUCCUCAAGCUACAACACACAACAGGACUGAACAGAAAUCUUGGAGUGACUCAGAGUCAAAGAAACAAAUUGAUAUUAAGGCAGCGGAAUCAGAAGUUAAAAUGACCAAUGGCUCCCAACACUCGCUUCAACCUCCAAACAAACCUCCUCCUUGUCGACCACCUAAACCUUCCUCUGCACCUCCACAAGCACCUGCUUUUAAAUUCGUAAAUGGGAAUCUGAAUGUGGCCUCCAAUCAAAACCCACAUUUAGAGACCUCAGACACUUUGCCUGCAGAGCACGCACAGAAAGAUGGGAGUCACCAGAACUCAAAGACGCAGAUGGAAUCUCGUUCUGAAGAGGCUGGGUCCAUCCCAAGUGAACAAUGUUCCAUAAUGCACGACCAUCCGGAUUCUGCAGUACGGUUGCUGCCUGCAUCCCCUAAAUGUGGCAGUGUGCGGGACCCUAAGCAUAGAUUAGAGAUGGUGGAGGCGAGUCUGCAGUCAAACAAGGAAAGAGUCACAACUCUGCUCAACAUCAUCCAGGACCUGGAGAUGAGCCAUGCAAUCAGCAAAGGUCUGCGAUGUUGUCAGACUGGCCAAGACCUCAGUGACUGUUCCACCUGUCAGAAAACUGCAUGUGCUGUCUACAGUGUGGAGUAUGACUUCCGUCAACAAGAGAGAAGAUUUAAGGAACUCCUCCAGAGUAUGUGCCCAUCAUCCCCAGAGAGGAGAGAAGGAUAUGAAGGAUCUCUUUCUUUACUCACCUUACUUAUUCAGAACCACAAAUUACACCAGCUAAAUGCAAAUAUUAUGACCCAAAGCCAAUCUGGAAGUCAAACCCACAGUCAGCCUCAGAUUAUUUCUCAGAUUAAGUGUCAGAUUCGGGCUCAGUCUCAAACUCAGCCACAGCCACAGAUUCAGUCUCAGCAUCAGGCUCAGCCAGAGAUUGAGUCUCGGAUUCAGCAUCAGAUUCAAUCUCAGCCACAGAUUGUGUCUCGGAUUAAGCCUCAGAUUCAAUCUCAAUCACAGAUUCCGUUUGAGCCACAAAUUCAGUCUCAGUCACAGAUUCCGUUUCAGCCACAGAUUCAAUCUCAAAACCAGAUUAUAUCUCAGAUUCAAUCCCAGACUGAGAUUCUGCCUCAGUUUCUGCCUCCGAUUCAGAUUAUGUCUCAGAUUCAGUCUCAGGCUCAACCCCAGAAUCAGUGCCUUUUCAAGGCUAAAAUAAAAAGGAAGAAAUUAUGCAGGAAGCUGUUUAGCUGGCUGCCACACAAAGUCCAAAUGAAAUGACUACAUAAUGCCAAGUAUCUGAUUUUCAUGCAUGACUCUCAACCCUCUGGUAUGUGGAUCCACAACUCCUUUUUCUCCUAAUGCAGUUGGAAGUCUGACAUAUUUUGUGGAAUGGAGCAAUAUAACAUGGCAUUCUGUGACUAACCUACCCAGGAGGAUUUAAAUUAUGAAACUAGUUUUCCUUGGAAAAUGAACUUGUACAACAUUUACUUUAAAAAUUAAUUAUACUAUUUCUCUACAGUUACAAUGAACAUGAUGCUUGCCUUGACUUAUGAAGGGUUUUGCACUUAAGAUGCUUUUUAGUCAUUAUGAGUAUAUAGUUCAUCACUUCCUUUUUGAUCUACCAAACGGACAACUAUCAUCUGUUAAAGCCAGAGGACUGUGAUGGGACUGACAUAUGGAGCUUCAGUGGCUACAUUUUAGUGAAAUAAACCACAGAUUCAAGGUUAUGCAACAAA